CUCCGCCCAGCCCCGCUCCAACAUGGUGGAUGAAGUAACCACCAUGAAGGAUGACGUCAUCAACGCCAACACGCUGGCUUGGCUGGUCUGCUCGGGCGUGUCCAUCCUGGCCAACACUUGGAGCAUCCUCAGCGUCAGUGCCAAGCAGAAGAAGUGGAAGCCGCUAGAGUUCCUCAUCUGCACGCUGGCGGGCACGCACAUCCUGAACAUGGCCAUCCCCAUCACCAUGUACUGUGUCAUAACGCUGCGCCGCCAGCACUCCAACUACGAGUGGAACGAGGGCCUGUGCAAGGUGUUCGUCUCCACCUUCUAUACGCUCACGCUGGUCACAUGCUUCUCCGUCACCUCUCUGUCUUAUCAUCGCAUGUGGAUGGUACGCUGGCCCGUGAACUACAGGUUGAGUAACACUAAGAAGCAGGCCGUCCACACAGUGAUGGGCAUCUGGAUGGUGUCCUUCAUCCUGUCGACACUUCCCGCCGUGGGCUGGCACGACACCAUCGACCGCUUCUACACCUCCGACUGCCGAUUCAUCGUCACAGAGAUCGGCCUGGGCUUCGGCGUGUGUUUUCUUCUGCUGAUCGGAGGCAGCGUGGCCAUGGGCGUGAUCUGCAUCGGCAUCGCUCUCUUCCAGACCUUCUCCAUUCAGGCCGGCCACAACGCGGACAAGAACAAGUUCAACGUCCCCACCAUCGUGGUGGAGGACGCCCAAGGGAAGCGCAGGUCGUCUAUCGAUGGAUCGGAACCGCUUAAAACAUCGCUGCAGAUCACGUACCUGAUCAGUGGCAUCGUCUUCAUCUAUGACUUCCUGACUGGCUUCCCCAUACUGGUGGUCAGCUUUACCAGUCUGAAGUUUGACCGCUCCUAUAACUGGAUGGUGCUGUGCGUGCUGUGGUGCUCCAUCGCCCAGUCCAUCCUGCUGCCCAUGUUCCUCUGGGCCUGCGAUCGAUACCGGGCCGAUAUCAGGAUGGUGUGGGAAAAGUGCGUCGCCAUCAUGUCCAACGAUGAGGUGGACGAAGGUAAAAACAGCCAAGAUGGAGGAAUUCAUGCCGACUUAAUAUAUGACAGACCAUAUGACUAUAGCUCGGCGCCUGAAAUCGUGACGGUAGACCGUAAUGCCAAGUAUGAGUUCUCAACCUUAGAAAGGGGGGUUCCGCAAGGGUAUCCAUUGAGGGAACAACAGGAAGAUAAAAUGCAGUAUUUGCAGGUUGCCCCUACAAGAAGAUACUCCCACGACGAAACCGACAUGUGGACCAGCGACCGGAUCCCCUCAUACCUUCACCGAUGGGGAUCCACCGAGGACAUGAUAGUGACUGCCCACUACAGCUCCACCUUACCGCGCCACGAGAGGCGCAGGAGCAGCCUGGUCUCCUACCACGAGGAGAGCCACCAUCACCAUCACCCUCAUCGCAAGCGGCGACGCUCUGAGGAUAGUAUGCACUCUCUUAAGCACCUGCCGCGCGUGGUUUGCGGCGGGGAGCUUUACGAGGACGAACUGCGGUGUUUCAGCCGCGAUGAGGUGAUCAAUUUUAUAGAUGAGACGCCGCUGCCGAGCCCGAGGAAGAGCCCGCGGCGCACAUCUACCAUUUCACUUAUACCCAAUGUGUAUGAACAGCACACAGUCAUCCUCCCUCACUUCCCGCUCACAGACUUCGAGCGUGAGCCUCAAGCACUGAGGCGGCUCUCUGAACACAAAAGGAACAGCCAUCGAGGGAGCUCGCCUGAGGGUUCGCCAAAACCAGACAGGCAAGUCGGAAAGAAGAGUCCCGGGGCUUGUAGCUCUGGGAAAGGCUGCAGGGAGCGUGCUCAGGAUGGGAAACGGCAGGGGGAAACAUCCUCACCUGGACGCAGCCAACACACAGCCGGGCACUCCGCCUGUAGGCCACGGACAAGCCUCGGAGCUAGAGCGGGUGGUGGGUCCGAGCGGGGGCAUCAGAAGGACCUGAAAAAAGCUGAGAGUAAAGGAAGCACAAACAGUUUUGUAAGCACACCCUCGGCAUCGUCCUCGGGCUACAUCACAUUUCACUCUGACUCUGUAGGCUCCACCACCUGAAGAAAAGUUCUGCCUGUUAAUAUUAACAUUGUUCUAAUGUUAUUAUAGCAGCCACUGGAACAUCAGUGGUUAUGGAGAAGUAACAUACUGGAUUAUUUGGCCUUUUUAAUCGUGCCACUACUAUGUUUUACUAUAUAUACCGCCAACAAAUACCUGUAAUGCGUAAUGAUGUUGGAAGAUUUGGAUAUGUCU
Sphaeramia orbicularis (orbiculate cardinalfish) is the source of this 2242-nucleotide messenger RNA. RefSeq names its product probable G-protein coupled receptor 153. Gene Ontology annotation, molecular function: G protein-coupled receptor activity. Bases 23 to 2050 code for a protein of 675 amino acids. NCBI's taxonomy places the organism in Eukaryota, Metazoa, Chordata, Actinopteri, Kurtiformes, Apogonidae. The transcript has 5 exons. Gene Ontology annotation, cellular component: membrane. Gene Ontology annotation, biological process: G protein-coupled receptor signaling pathway. The record is from RefSeq and is a predicted model, not a curated record.